This is a messenger RNA of Emericellopsis atlantica, 3824 nucleotides long. RefSeq lists its product as uncharacterized. The record is from RefSeq and is a predicted model, not a curated record. Gene Ontology annotation, molecular function: protein binding; ADP binding. Lineage: Eukaryota; Fungi; Ascomycota; Sordariomycetes; Hypocreales; Bionectriaceae. The coding region runs from base 255 to 3620 and encodes 1121 amino acids. The transcript is spliced from 2 exons.
AUUCAUUCUAAACACACCACAGCAACCGAAAGUGCACAUGUGCGUAUGAUGACUUGCCUGACCACCAUCAAUCAUGCCGUCCGCCUCUGCCUUGUUUGGUCUACCCUCUGGCCCAAGCUGGCUGGACAAGACAUGCAGCAAAAGUGAUGUGGCGACUCGACAGGGUGGUUCUGUCUUUCCAUUCCCCCCAAACAUGAGCCAUCUUCUCGCCUAUUGACCAUUCGUCCUCGAGUCUGGGAGACGCAGACGACCAGAUGGCGGAUCCCUUCAGCAUCGUGGCUGGUGUCGCCGGUCUGAGCGACGUCUGUUUCCGGCUGGUCUCGUACGUGCGAAGCCUGAAACAGGACGUGAACGCGACAUCCUCACAGCUAGCAGCCCUCACGGACGAGAUCGAAACACUCAGGAAACUGUGCCAGGCUGUGCAAGGCGCCAUUCCAACUUCGACGGCUGUGUCCUUGCGGUCACACAGUACGCCCACAACGGGCGAUAGACGGACGGCAAACGAGAAGCAACUCUUCCUGUGGUCUUUUGUCGAUGGAUGCGUUAAGGAAUGUCACAGUUUGGUAGAACAGCUGCACGCGCUGCUCGUGCAGCUCUGUAGCGGCGACACCGGCUCUCCUACCUCGCCAAGCGGCACUCUAGCCAAGCUGAAGACAGCCCUUGCGAAGCGCUCCGUCGAUGAUGACUUGAAUAGAAUCCGCCGUGAUUUGGGCAUACAGCAUGGCACCUUGAAUACUUUACUCACCCUUAUCUCCGUACAAGAUGGGAGACUUGCGCAUAUCACCAAUCUCGAAUCGAUAGCCAACGUUGCCAACGAUGUCCACUUUCUGAGGCGCAGAGUGGAAUCGCAGAGACUACUGGGUGGGACCGCCAGUCCCCAGACUCCGACCUCCCCAGGUAGCAGAGAUGCUUUGGCUGCAUUGGAGCACCUCGACAUCUGGUUCAACUCGAUGCCUGCAGAGACGCCUCUGCGAGUCGCCAACCAAUACUUCGAUAUCCCCCAGGCCGUGAGUAGCUACUACGUCGGGAGAGAAGAUCUGCUACAUGAGCUACGCGAUGCUUUCAUCCAACCACCCGGGCCGCUGCAUAAGCAAAGACAACGACGGUUCGUUGUCCAUGGUAUCGGGGGCUCUGGCAAGACACAGUUCUGCUGCAAGUUUGCCGAAGAGAACCGUGACAGCUUCUGGGGCGUCUUCUACAUCGACGGCAGCUCAAAGGCACAACUCGAGCAGACUUUUGGGCGGAUAGGUCGACUUGCUGGCCUGGACAAGAGCACGGCCAACGAAUUGUCGAUGAAUGCAGCUCUGCACUGGCUGUCCACCGAGCAGCGACGUUGGCUCCUCAUCAUCGAUAAUGCAGAUGACCCCAGUAUCUCCUUGGAAACCUACUUUCCGAAGGGAAACCGAGGCCAUAUUCUAAUCACAACUCGUGUUCCUGGUCACUCAAUACACAACCAAAACGUUGAGCUACAGCCUUACAACUUCAGCUCACGACUGCUAUCCCCAGAAGAAGCCACGAAUCUUCUCCUGCGGGCUGCUAGGCGGCCCUCUCCCUGGGACGUAGCAUGGCGAAAGAUUGCUCAUGCCAUCACGGAGACCCUUGGCUACCUCUCACUCGCCAUUUGUCUUGCGGGAGCCGCCAUCCGAACCAAUCUCUGCGACCUGAACAACUUUGACGAGUUUUACGAUCUGAGCUGGCAACAAGUCCAAUACUCGAGCUACGCCCCUGACGACCCCGACCACAAAUUCGAAGUCUGCGCCGUUCGCACCUGGGAGAUGCUCUACCUCAAGCUGGAGACAGAGAACACGCAGCGCAGCCGCGACGCGACCCAACUUCUCAACGUGUUUGCCUUUCUGCACCGAGAGAACAUUCCAAGAGAACUGUUGGAGCGGGCACUUGCAAACGCCGAUCUGGAGACUGCGCAAGCCGAGAAGGACAAUCAGCAAGCAGAGUUGGAAUCGCAACGACAGACUACGAGUUAUCUCGACUGGCUAUCGUCCAAGCAGCGGAGUCUUUUGAUGUUUCUUUUCAGAGCGCGAGGUCCUACCCCUUUUCCAGACGCCAUACGUUGGGGACGAAUGCAUGGAAACUCCAGGAAAGGUGUCUUGCGGGUGAAACAGGCUCUCUCGGAGCUCACACAGCGUUCCCUCAUCGACUACAAUGAGAUCAGCAAAAGUUAUACCAUGCACCCGAUCGUUCAUAAAUGGGCUCGCAUGCGACAGCGGUUGAGCCGGCAGUCCCUGUGGGCGGACACAGCCGGCAUGGUGCUGUCCGCAUCCAUCUUGCUUCCUCCCCUCGGCCUAGAGGCGGACGACGACACCUAUCACUUGAGUCUACUUCCCCAUGUCAAACACGUCCAGGCCUGUCGUGAAGCAAUAUCCGAGGAAAUGGAAGCGAAACGCGCCCUGACCUGGAAAGCACGACUGUAUUUUGGCGAGACCCUGUACGCGGAGAGACUGGUCAUGUUUGGCAAGUUUAGUCUUGUCUAUAUGCGCUCUGGUGGCUUCAACGAGGCGGAGCGGCUACUGACCCUCGUGGUCGACACGCUCGUCCGCAUUCUUGGUCAGCACAAUAGUCGCACGAGGCGUGUAAGCCUAGCUCUUUCAGACGCAUACUGGAUGAACAGCAAGCCGGAGGAGGCUGCAAUAUUGCAAGUCCGCCAGCUGUCGCUGUGCCAGAAGCACUUGGGCCCAGGACAUCCAGACACGCUGAGAGUCAUGAGCAAGUUGGGGCACACUCGCUGGCAACAAGGCAAACUCUCGGACGCCCUCGAACUGCAGAGACAAGCGGUGCAAGGUUUGAAAAGAACUCUUGGUGACAAACACCAAGAUACUUUGACAGCCAUGGACCAACUCGGUCGGACUGUGAUCAAGUUCUACCGGAGAGCAGACAUUGAGGAGGCUCACCAACUGCACAGAACGGCCAUGGAAGGGUUAAAGGCACUCCACGGCCCGGACCACGCUGGUGCUCUGGACGCGCAGGAGAGCUUGAGUCGCACCGCUUUACUCCUCGGCGUCGAUUACGCCGUCCAAGCAGAGCAGCUCAUGGCCGAAGUUCUGCAAAGACGUCAGUCUCGAUACGGCAAGACAAACCCCAUGACGCUGCUCGCCAUGGUCAACAUGGCCAUUGCCAAGUGCGCCAUUCAACAGCCAAGGAAAGCGGAAGCUCUGAUGCGAGAAGGCCUCCUCGUCGCGGAGAGCAUGUACGGGGUCAGCCAUAUUGCUACCGCUUGGGGGCGUUGCAUCCUUGGACUUACCCUCAUCCAGCAGCAGCGAUACGACGAGGCUGAGGCCAUCCUCCAGGAGGUCUCCGAGACGCAAAAGUCCAUGGCCGCUCGUCGGGGCGACUUCCACCCGGAUCGAUUGGGGACGCUCGCCGAGAUGGCGCGGUGCUACUAUCUCCAUGGGAAGAUGGCGGAGAGUAUUGAGACCUGCGACGAGGCUAUCAGGGGUCUACAGAGCAUCAGCAAGCCAGGAGUCGAACACGCCCUCUCCGCGCAACUCAAAAUGGCACGGGCCAGUAUGGUGUUGCGCUUGGAGCAUCGCUCUUCUGGCUUGUCCCAGGCGCCUGCGUUAGCACCACCUGUUUUCCCUGCGAUCAACUUCUGCCAGGGUGACUGAGGACAACUUCUAUGUGAAUCAAAGCAUCACUAAGCCAAGAGAGCUUGACGGGGCAUCCUUCUGGUCAGAGAUUCACCAGCAUCUAGAUUCCUGAGUUAGCUGACUAGCGGACUCCAGAGCAGGCACCAGCAUAUGCGACGCUGAUGGCUGAGUUGAGUUAUGCUACUCAAAGAAAGGAGCUGUGCCUGGCGAUGAUGAGCUUCC